Medicago truncatula (barrel medic) is the source of this 1344-nucleotide messenger RNA. RefSeq lists its product as uncharacterized. Bases 1 to 1344 code for a protein of 447 amino acids. Lineage: Eukaryota; Viridiplantae; Streptophyta; Magnoliopsida; Fabales; Fabaceae. The transcript is spliced from 4 exons. The record is from RefSeq and is a predicted model, not a curated record.
AUGGGUUUUCCGACAUUAUGGAGAAAAUGGAUUAAAGAAUGUGUUACAACGGCUACUGCAUCCGUUUUGGUUAAUGGUAGCCCCACAGAUGAGUUUCCUUUGGAUAGAGGUCUACGUCAGGGUGACCCCCUUUCCCCGUUUUUAUUUUUACUGGCUGCAGAGGGGCUGCAUGUUAUGAUGAAGGCUAUGAUUGAUGCAAAUUUGUUUAGAGGUUAUAGAGUUGGGUAUGAUAAUGAGGUGGUUGUAUCGCAUCUUCAGUUUGCAGAUGACACUUUACUUUUAGGUGAGAAGAGCUGGGCGAAUGUGCGUGCAUUACGGGCGGUGUCUGGGUUAAAAAUAAAUUUCCAUAAAAGUUUGUUGGUUGGUGUAAAUGUUUCUGACUCUUGGUUAACGGAAGCAGCGUCGUUGUUGAAUUGUAAGGUUGGUACUUUGCCCUUUACUUAUUUGGGAUUGCCGAUUGGUGGAAACCCGCGUCGUCUGGCUUUUUGGGAACCUGUGGUUAACCGUAUAAAAUCUAGACUGUCUAGUUGGCAAAGUCGGUUUCUUUCAUUUGGAGGUCGUUUGAUUCUUUUAAAGUAUGUCUUGAUCGUGCUACCUGUCUAUGCUCUUUCCUUCUUCAAGGCUCCAGCAGAGGGCGUUACAUUGGUUGCUAGGUAUGGUGUACGUGAUGGGAGGUUGGAGGAUGGGGGCCGGAGUGGUUCUAUUUGGUGGAAGGAGAUUGGUAGGAUUAUAGAGGGGGAGGGUGGGGGCGGUGUUGGCUGGUUUGAGGGAUGCGUGGUUAGGUGUGUGGGUGAUGGGGAGGAUACUUUGUUUUGGCAUGAGCGGUGGUGUGGUGAUGUCCCAUUCAAGAUUCGAUUUAGAAGGUUGGGGGAGGAGGGAGGGGGAUGGCAGUGGCGUAUGAGAUUGUGGGUGUGGGAGGAGGAGCUUCUUGCGGAGUGUAGGUUAUUACUUGCUAAUGUUUCUUUGCAGCCUCUUUCUUAUGAUGUGUGGCAGUGGCACCCGGACCCUAGUCAAGGGUACACAAUUCGUGGGACAUAUGCUUUGCUUACUAAUCAGGAGGAGCAGCAGAAUGGUCUUUGUGAAGAAUUGGUUUGGCACAAACAGGUUCCCCUUAAGGUGUCUAUUUUUGCUUGGAGGUUGAUUCGAGAUAGACUUCCUACAAAGUCUAAUUUAGCAUAUCGUGGUAUCUUGAAUUCAGAGUUUCAAAAUGCAAGUUACUUGAAUCCUCAAUACAAAACAACAGGAAAAGGGUUUCUGAAGCUUCAACUUAUUAAUCAGAGAUCAGAUUUCUCAUUUGCAUUGUUUUCUGGUGGCCUCUCAAAUGUAAGACCAUCAUUAGUUUGA